Messenger RNA from Gavialis gangeticus (Gharial), 7917 nucleotides. RefSeq names its product protein tyrosine phosphatase, receptor type U (gene PTPRU). Gene Ontology annotation, biological process: protein dephosphorylation. The record is from RefSeq and is a predicted model, not a curated record. Gene Ontology annotation, cellular component: membrane. Gene Ontology annotation, molecular function: protein tyrosine phosphatase activity; protein binding. The transcript is spliced from 31 exons. NCBI's taxonomy places the organism in Eukaryota, Metazoa, Chordata, Crocodylia, Gavialidae. Bases 435 to 4586 code for a protein of 1383 amino acids.
GUUUUGUGCAGCGAAGUGCUCUCUGGCAUGGGAGUCUGCUAGUACUGAGUCGAGAGACAUGGGGCCUGGCUGGGCUGAUCAAGUUUCCUCAGUCACUUUCCAUACCCCUCUGGUUCACAGCAGAUCUUAGGGGUUGUCUUCACUCAGGUGAUCGAUAGCUGGAUGAGCUCAGGUCAGGUGCGAGCCUCUUCUGCAGAGCCGUACCUGUGUGCGGUGCCCUUGCUGAUGCUAUGCUCACCCGCAUGCAUUGCUCAGUCUUCUUCAGUAUGGGUCUUUGGGCUUCAGUGAGAUGAAUCAUUGCUUGGCUCAUCCGCAAAGAACUAUGGAGAACUCAUUUUUUCUUCCUGGGUACAUGGGAGAGAAUUGGGAAGCCCUGGAGGGUCAGCACUGACGUGAUUCGUCUGCAUCCUCACUGCACAGCAGGUUCCUACCUCAUGGUCAACUCCUCUCAGCACGCCCCAGGGCAGAAAGCUCACAUCCUUUUCCAGUCACUGAGUGAGAAUGAUACCCACUGCCUCCAGUUCAGCUACUUCAUGUACAGCCGGGAUGGCCACAGCCCGGGUUCCCUCAACGUCUAUGUGAAAGUCAAUGGUGGCCCACUGGGCAGCAUGGUUUGGAACGUGUCUGGCUCCCAUGGGCGCCAGUGGCAUCAGGCAGAGCUGGCUGUCAGCAUGUUUUGGCCCAACGAAUACCAGGUCCAGUUUGAGGCGGUGAUCUCCAGCGAACAUAGAGGAUACCUUGGCUUGGAUGACAUUUUGGUCUUGAAUUAUCCCUGCUCCAAAGCGCCUCAUUUCUCCCGCUUGGGCGAUGUGGAGGUCAAUGCUGGGCAGAACGCUACCUUCCAGUGCGUGGCAGCUGGGAAGGCGUCGGAAGCCGAGAGGUUCCUCAUGCAGCAGAGGCAGAAUGGAGCAGUUGUCCCAGCUGCCUCAGUGAAGCACAUCAGCCAUAGGAGGUUCCUGGCUACCUUCCAGUUGGACGAGGUCUCCAAGGCAGAGCAGGACCUCUACCGCUGCGUCACCCAAUCUGUCCGGGGCUCCGGUGUCUCCAACUUUGCAGAGCUGAUUGUGAAAGAGCCUCCGACGCCCAUUGCUCCCCCACAGCUGCUUCGAGCUGGCUCCACCUACCUGAUCAUCCAGCUCAACACCAACUCCAUCAUUGGCGAUGGUCCCAUUGUGCGCAAGGAGAUUGAGUACCGCAUGACGUCAGGGCCCUGGUCAGAGGUCCACGCUGUCAACAUGCAGACCUACAAGCUGUGGCAUCUGGAUCCCGACACGGAGUAUGAGAUCAGUGUGCUGCUCACUCGUCCAGGCGAGGGAGGGACUGGCAAGCCGGGGCCGCCCCUCAUAAGCAGGACCAAAUGCGCAGAGCCCAUGCGGGCACCCAAAGGGCUCGCCUUCUCAGAGAUCCAAUCCAGGCAGCUGACGCUGCAGUGGGAGCCACUGGGCUACAACCUGACCCGCUGCCACACCUAUACAGUCUCACUGUGUUACCGCUACUUUGUGGGCAGCAGCCACAACCAGACCUUCCGGGAAUGCAUGAAGAUGGAGCGCAGUGUCAACCGCUACACCGUUAAGAACCUGCUGCCUUACAAGAACAUUCACGUGAAGCUUAUCCUGUCCAACCCUGAGGGACGCAAGGAAGGGAAGGAGAUGAUAUUCCAGACAGAUGAGGAUGUCCCUGGAGGCAUUGCUUCAGAGUCGCUCACAUUCACUCCCUUGGAGGACAUGAUCUUUCUGAAAUGGGAAGAGCCAGUGGAGCCCAACGGUCUCAUCACCCAGUAUGAGAUCAGCUACCAGAGCAUCGAGUCUUCAGACCCUGCGGUCAAUGUGCCCGGCCCGCGGCGCACUGUCUCCAAGCUCCGCAAUGAGACGUACCACGUCUUCUCCAACCUGCACCCAGGCACCACCUACUUGUUCUCUGUUCGGGCACGCACUGGAAAGGGCUUUGGCCAGACAGCACUGACCGAGAUCACCACCAAUAUCUCAGCUCCCACCUUCGACUAUGGGGACAUGCCAUCACCUCUGAGCGAGUCGGAGAGCACCAUCACCGUGCUGCUGAGGCCCGCACAGGGCAGAGGGGCCCCCAUCAGCACAUACCAGGUCAUUGUGGAGGAAGACAGGCCCAAGAAGAUGAAGAGGGAGUUGAGCGGGCAGGAGUGCUUCCCGGUCCCACUGACGUACGAUGAUGCCAUGUCCCGGGGCUCCGUGCAUUACUUUGGGGCUGAGCUGCCUCCCAGCAGCCUCACCGAAGCCAAACCUUUCACUGUUGGGGACAACCAGACGUACAGUGGGUACUGGAAUCCACCACUGGAGCCCAAGAAGGCUUAUCUUAUCUACUUCCAGGCCACAAGUAACCUGAAAGGGGAAACCAGGCUGAACUGUGUUCGGAUUGCACGCAAAGCUGCCUGCAAAGAGAGCAAACGUCCCCUGGAGGUGUCCCAGCACUCGGAGGAGAUGGGCCUGAUCCUGGGCAUCUGUGCUGGAGGGCUGGUUGUCUUAAUUAUUCUCCUUGGCGCUAUCAUUGUCGUCAUUCGGAAAGGAAAACCUGUCAACAUGACCAAGGCUACCAUUAACUAUCGCCAUGAGAAGACCCACAUGAUGAGCGCUAUUGACCGGAGCUUCACGGACCAGAGCACUCUGCAGGAGGAUGAGCGGCUGGGCCUGUCCUUCAUGGAUACCCACAACUACAGCAACAGAGGUGACCAGCGCAGCACUGUGGUCAACGAGUCCAGCAGCUUGCUGGGAGGGUCUCCCCGUCGCCAGUGUGGGCGCAAGGGAUCCCCGUAUCACACCGGGCAGCUCCACCCUGCUGUCAGAGUAGCUGAUCUCCUUCAGCACAUCAACCAGAUGAAGACUGCUGAGGGCUAUGGCUUCAAGCAGGAGUAUGAGAGUUUUUUUGAAGGCUGGGAUGCUUCAAAGAAGAAAGACAAGACCAAAGGAAGACAAGAUCACAUGCCAACCUAUGACCGGCAUCGAGUCAAACUCCACCCGCUGCUUGGGGACCCCAAUUCGGAUUAUAUUAAUGCUAACUACAUUGAUGGUUACCACAGAUCCAACCACUUCAUAGCCACUCAAGGUCCCAAGCAGGAAAUGGUAUAUGAUUUCUGGCGCAUGGUGUGGCAAGAGCAUUGUUCCAGUAUAGUGAUGAUAACGAAGCUGGUGGAGGUGGGAAGGGUGAAGUGUUCCAAGUACUGGCCGGAUGACUCGGAAAUGUACGGAGACAUCAAAAUCACCCUGGUGAAGUCAGAGACACUGGCAGAAUAUUCUGUACGGACAUUCACCCUGGAAAGGAGGGGUUAUUCAGCGAGGCAUGAGGUGAAGCAGUUCCACUUCACUUCAUGGCCAGAACAUGGGGUGCCUUACCAUGCCACAGGGCUCCUGGCCUUCAUCCGAAGAGUGAAGGCUUCCACGCCUCCGGAUGCAGGGCCAAUCGUCAUCCACUGCAGUGCUGGUACUGGGAGGACUGGUUGUUACAUUGUCCUGGAUGUGAUGCUGGACAUGGCGGAGUGUGAGGGGGUCGUGGACAUUUACAACUGUGUGAAGACACUGUGCUCACGGAGAAUCAACAUGAUACAGACUGAAGAGCAAUAUGUUUUCAUCCAUGAUGCCAUCUUGGAAGCCUGUCUGUGUGGCGAGACCAGCAUCCCGGUCAGCGAAUUCAAGCCAACGUACAAGGAGAUGGUCAGGAUAGAACCACAGAGCAACUCCUCGCAGCUGCGGGAGGAGUUCCAGACCCUGAACUCAGUCACACCCCACCUGGACGUGGAGGAGUGCAGCAUCGCCCUCCUGCCACGCAACCGGGAGAAGAACCGCAGCAUGGACGUCCUGCCUCCGGACCGAUGCCUUCCCUUCCUCAUCUCUGUGGAUGGGGACAGUAACAACUACAUCAACGCGGCCUUAACUGAUAGUUACACCAAAAGCGCUGCCUUCAUCGUCACCCUGCACCCACUGCAGAACACCGUGACAGACUUCUGGAGGCUGGUGUAUGACUACGGCUGCACCUCCAUCAUCAUGCUUAACCAGCUGAACCAGUCCAACUCUGCCUGGAUGGGGAAACUGAGACACAGAAAGGGGGGAGGUGAAUUUCCCAAGGCCACCCAACAGCCUUGUUUACAGUACUGGCCUGAGCCAGGACUCCAGCAGUACGGCCCUAUGGAAGUAGAAUAUGUUUCCGGAUCGGCUGAUGAGGACCUUGUUUCUCGCCUCUUCCGAGUCCAGAAUAUCACACGGUUACAGGAAGGACACCUGAUGGUCCGGCAUUUCCAGUACCUGAGGUGGUCAGCAUACAGAGACACACCAGACUCCAAGAAGUCUUUCCUGCAUCUACUCGCCCAAGUGGAGAAGUGGCAGAAGGAGAGCGGUGAUGGGAGGACGAUUGUGCACUGCUUGAAUGGGGGUGGUCGGAGUGGCACCUUCUGUGCCUCUACCAUGAUCCUGGAGAUGAUCAAGAGUCACAACAUGGUAGACGUUUUCUAUGCUGCAAAGACCCUCCGCAACUACAAGCCAAAUAUGGUAGAGACAUUGGAACAGUAUCAUUUCUGCUAUGACAUGGCACUGGAAUAUCUGGAGUCCCUGGAGACCAGAUAGCACCUUACCCGGAGAUCGAAGGCAGGAGCAGAGGUGACACAGACUGGUUGCCAGAAUUACAGAACUCAUUCUGUUACCUCAUCGAUGCCUCCGUGACACCUUGAAACACAAAUGCGUGGACCUUGGUAAGCAAGUGAGAUUCACCUGUGACCACCCAUGGUCAUGUCUGGACACAUCCAAAGCAUGAAAUGGACCUGAGCUGAAGAAGUGACAAAGAGGAGGAGAGAAAGAUGAAAUCAGGCUUGUUUGUGAGCAACGGCCAUGAAAGAGAUGGACUUGGUGGGGGUUUUAACUGUAUUUUAAGUCUAAGCAGCUUUUCAGAGGAGCCCAGAAGGAUCUGGGCAGGUUUUGCCCUGUGUGGAGACAGGUGUCUUGCUGGAGUAAACACACUAAAGGGAGUUGUAUAAUUUUCAGCCUAUUUUAUUCAUGAGUUUGAUGUUUGCUAAUCAAUGGCAGCUCUCAGAUAGGGGUGGAAGGGUCCCAUCUUUGGUGUGUACAAGUUCCAGUCCUUGCCAACAUCCAGCCCUUUGAUAGACGAGGAAACGAGGAAUCCAGGUUGCAUUAAAUGUCAGAGAGGUACACAAGCUGUUCCUGGCUGUGCAUCCUUGCAAUGUAAGGUGUCCUGCCAGUAUUUUCAAAGGUGACUUCAUGAUUGUGAGUGCCUUAAGGCAGUUUUCCUUUUUUUCAGGUGUGCUUAAGAUUAAAUAUCUUAAAAUCUUAAUAUCUUAAAAUCACCUGGUUUUCUGAAGGGGGUUCUCAGUGUUUUUUGACUGUUGGGCGUGUUUGCGGUAUCUCGAGGUACAUGCCCAAGAAGAGAAACCCUCUGAAUCACCUAAUCACAUUUGAAGAUCUUGUCCUUUGCUCACUCAGCUUCAAGGCCUCCUACAAAAAUGCUCACUUGGCUAAUGACGGCUGCUUCACUGAGUGUACGCCAUCAGGUGGCCAAGCAGAAAGACUUGAUUCAUCAUGAAAAGACACUGCAGGCAGGUGGGAGUGAGCAAAAUGUAGUCAGUCACAGCUGGAAUGGAUGCCUUCAGAAAUAACUACAAAAUAGUGUGGAGUAAAGGCCCAAAUGCAGCUUUCAGUGAAAGUCCAGAGUAAGCCCACUGAAAUCUAUCAGCCAGAUCAGACCUUCAGUUAUAAUAUGGCAAUUUCUUUCAAAUCACCAGGAUAAAAUCUGUUCUCAGUGAUGCCAGUGCAAAUCCCGAGGAAUUUCCUGAUGCUGCGAGCCAGUACACCGAUGUGAAGCUAGAUUUCUUUAGGUGAAAUCCCUGACAAGUUUUUAGUCAUCAAGGUGGAUUUCACUGCUCUGAAAUGAGGACUAGGACCUACCCAAAAAUGUAAGAACACCUUUGGGGGUCCAAGUCUCGGAGCAGGAAAGUAGGCAGGGGUACUUGGAAGAGUGGCUGACACACAAGUGGUCAGCGCCGUUGCCUCAGGUGGUGGUUGUGACCUGCACUGAGCUGGAAGUGGAGAGAAGAGAUGAGCUGUGGAAAGCUGAGUGACAAGAAGUCUCAGCCAUGUCUGAACACUGCGUCUUCUUGACUUCCUGCCAGGGCUUGUGGUGGGUGAGUCCAGGCUAAUGGACUCAACAUUUUAGAGCGUCCAAGGGCUUGCUGGGUUGAUGCCACCUAUUGACCAGGAGGCAGAGGUCACUUCAUCUUCAUCGUGACAAGUACAUGGGUUCCUUCCCCCAGGAAAAAAGCCCAGCUAUAAUCUUAAUUCUUGACAUAACCUGCAGAAGAGUUUCUCCACUAUCACUCUGCCAUGACUUUUAGCUGUGGACCCAGAAUCCCUUGUGUUUCACUGUUGCCCUUGGCAAGUAUUAAAUUAGGAUCUGGUUGCAUAUGCCUGACAGCCAGUUUGACUUGGACUUAGAACAGAAUUAGCUGAAGCCCAGUAGUUUAUCUGUAGCUUGUUUUUAAUGCUUAUGGACGAGCCAGUCAAAAGAUGAGUUGCCAUCCCAUAUGGUGAGCCCAUUUCCUCUGAUGAUGAGCACAGAUGGUGCUAUGCUCCAUCACAUAUCUGAGUUCCCACUCAGCACCACAAAUGGCUAUAAGAAGCAGCGGCCAAAGUGACAGAAGCCUGGUGUCUGACACCAUAAACUCAGAGAGCUAGAGGGCUGCUCCCCUCUGUCUCGAGGACCAGGCUAUGCCCUAGCGGCAAUUGUGUCUUGGCAGGAAGAGCUCAGAGGCAAAAUUCUCCUCUUUGCCUUCUGGUGUUGUGCACAGCCAUUUCCUCCUGAUGGCUCCAUUCAUUAUCUAUGGCCAGACUGCUGUUUUCCUACAGCCCCAUGUGGUAGCUCUUUCACCAAGUCAGGCACAUUUAUUCCCUUGCAUCUUUUCUCACUUAACCCAUCCAGCUCAGCCAAUGAAUCGUUCACGCUGGUCUUUGCCCACCUUCCUCUGUGUCAGUGCCUUGUCAGUAGGGACAAGCUCCAAGCCCAUGGCAAUAAGUUCAGUUUUCCAGAGCUUCAGUGCAUAAGUCCUAGGUGAGAUAGUAGUGCCUUUUGACUGCUUCCAGGAUGCAUGCAAAAUUCAGCAGUUAAAUGGAGAAGCUCCUAAGUGCAAGCGCUUGGCCUUCCAUACACUGAGUUGUUGUCUCUCAUACCAAAGCCAACCCCAGGCCUGCUGCUGGCUCUGUAAGCUGUGUUUGUUCCCUUUCCUUUCCCAGCAGGGGAUGGGGCCACAAUAUGCAUCACACAUCCAAGAAACAAGAGUGCUCUCAGCAUAUUUACUAAAGGGAAGUUCAUCUCCUGUGUGCAACAAGGCAGGAGUAUGGGGCCAAGUGCAAGGAGAGGAUGGUAGGGCUUUAUGCUCAGCCUCCUUGUCCACUGGGUCCUCUCAAAGUGCCUGCACUCCACAAGGUGUAGAUAGAGCUAGUUGGGAAAUUAUAUUUUUGAGGAAAAAGAUGCUCCUUUGAGGCUUUUCUACAAGCCAUUUAAGGGUGGGUGCUGCACAGGAGAUAUCUCCUGGGUAUCUGCAAGGAGGGUGCAGAUACCUAGGAAGGAAGAGGAGAUACUUAGGCGGCCACAGCAAGUUCAAACUGAAUAGCAGGGCAUUUUCCAACCCUGAGGCCCGUUGGAUGUGAGCAGUGUCUCAGGGGGAGGUUCUAUAAAUGCUAUCUCAUUGCCAUGCAGAAUCUACUCGGCCUAAUAAAUUGCUUAUGAAAUCAAAGAAGUGAUAUCCAGGAUGAGCUUAGCCCUGUGUUUGGAGCAAUCUUAAAUCAGUCUCCAUUGGGUGGACCUGAGUGACACAAGAAGUCUUUGCUAUUGCUGUCACUGAUUAUUCUUGACUUGCUCCAUCCAUCUUUGUAUUAAACAUGUUUGAUA